UUAUAUGUAAUAUUUUAUUUUACACUCACCUUCCUAUUUGCAUUGUAAAUUGAAAUUUAUAUCGUUAUACAUUCUUAGUACAUAAGAUUUAUUAACUCAGUAAUUAAUUAUGUAUAAUUACUAUUUUUACUUUAUAACAGGCUACUUACUUUUAAAAGUAAAACUUCUAGUAGUUUUAUCAGUACUGUAACAUAUUCACCUCCCUAAGCGCAAAUUAAAAGUACGCCUACGUCAUAAAGUUUGUCCUAGAACUUAUGCUAAUAUCUGAAUAAGUUUUCCAUUUAAAUCGUUUUAGGGAAAAAUCGUACCAUGGGGGAAGCGUUGGUAAAUGCGAAAAUGAAAACACUAGGCUGUUUUCUAAGAAAUGAUGGUGUAGAUUGCAUGUGUUUGUUUUGCUCCUAACGUCACCGAGUAUUCGGAGUAGAUUGAGCGUAGCCAAAUGUAACGAGGAGGAGCUGAAUCGCCUCAGGGGGUUCAGUGAGACUCUAAUAUAAAGCGCUUUCCAAUUUCCAAUGAAGGACUGAACAAGUGGUAGUGUGCUGCGCACGGGCACGGGACCAUUUGUUCAUUAUGCCAAUGAAAUUCAGUUUCUAAGGCAGAAAAUGGACUUACAAAGAUCCUCGGAAUCAAAUAUGAUGACUUUUUACAUCUAAAACCACUCAUUGUAUCUAACUUUCUUUGUUACAUAGAUACAUUGGAACAAAUCGAUCAACUACAGUAUCAAUAAAGGAUAGAUAGCUUAAGUUGUAUUUCCUAAUAGGACGAUUACAUGGCUGCCCUGGUUAGCGUUUACACGCCGUGGCCCGAAAACUUUGAUCGCUCCGCGGGAGAUGGGGAUCCGUCUGAAGGGCAGGCAGCGCGCAGAGCCCCGGCCGACAAGAGAUCGGAGCCGCGCAUCAGGAGACCCAUGAACGCGUUUAUGGUUUGGGCUAAAGACGAGCGAAAAAGGCUGGCUGUUCAGAACCCCGAUCUUCACAAUGCGGAGCUGAGCAAAAUGUUAGGAAAGUCUUGGAAGGCUCUCACGCCCCUUCAGAAAAGGCCAUACGUGGAGGAGGCGGAGAGACUGCGGUUGCAGCACAUGCAGGACUACCCCAACUAUAAGUACCGUCCUCGGCGGAAGAAGCAGCUGAGGCGUGUCUGCAAGCGCGUGGAGCCCGGCUACCUCCUCAGUGGCCUGUCCCCAGAUAAGAACGCUCUCCAAGCGGCUUGCGGCCGCCAUCUUGCCUUGGAUAAGGAAGAGCAGGCCUCCUUCUCCCCCAAUCCCAUCCCACAAGCUAUUGGGAGUUUCAGAGAUCCAUCCACAGCCAGUGGCACCUUCAAAGCCUCCCCCUGUAGUCUGCCCCCUCCUCCAGAAGUCUUCCAACUGGCCAGCCUUGAUGAGGACUCUUCCUCUCUCUACUCAACCUCUUCCACCUGCCCCGAGGAUCCGCUCCCUAUGCCACCUUAUUCCCAGAAUUCUCCUCAAUAUACUGGGCCACAUCCUGAACAAAUAUCAAGCAGUUCAACACUGAUCUCCACCCAAAAUUCCAGUCCGCUUACUUUUUCCUACUACAGCUUCUCAUACCCGCCGAUGAGUCACAGUCUUCACCGGCAUCUGGGACAAGUUUCACCACCUUCAGAGCACAACAGCCUAGAGACCCUGGAUCAGCUCAGCCAGGUGGAGCUCCUGGCUGAAGUGGACAGGGAUGAGUUUGACCAGUACCUAACAUCUGUGGAGUCCCACAGUCAAGGUGCAGUGACUGUGACAGGACACAUUCAGACGCCAUCUCCUUCCUGUAGCAGCAGUAUCUCAGAGACCAGCAUCAUAUCUGUCCUAGCAGAUGCCACAGCAGCCUAUUACAACAACUACAGCAUUUCCUAAAUCCAGUGCUUUUACGUAUUAUCCUCACUCAGACUGAUUUUAUACGAAUUCCGAUAAAAACAAUCUUUUGCAGAGAUAUAACAGGACAGUUGUCAAACGUGUGCUACUUAAUUGUUUUUACUGUUUAUGUUAAUUUUUUAUUUCAUAAGUUAAAUCACCAUUCUCAUAUUCUGUCUUUGAAAUAUUUUACCUCAACAGCUAUAAAGAUGAAUAAAACAUUUUAUAGGAACUGAAACAAGAAAACAAUUAUUGCAGUUCAUUUUUGGUUUAAGUUCUUUAUAUUGUCAAGAAAAUAUUAACAGCAUUGAUUUUUUUUAUGUUGUAUUUUUUUGUUAGAGUUUGUUAGAGUUUGUAACACGAUAUAAAUUAUUAUAUAAACUGGUGAUGCAAAGUCAUGUCAUUUCAUCCAGGAAAUUUUAAGUAUCAAAUGAAAAGGGAUUAAGAAAGUCACAAACAUUUUUUUGGAAGAAAUCAAAGUAUUUUAAUAAGCAAAACAAUUGAAGUGAAUGAAGCAUAUCUUGAAAUUUUUCACUGUGCUCAGUAAUUGGUAUGUAAAAUGGCCUUUAAUGUGAUCUACUGAGAGUGAUUUGGUGACAUAAAAUAAUUAAAAACGAAGU
This is a messenger RNA of Paramormyrops kingsleyae, 2478 nucleotides long. The record is from RefSeq and is a predicted model, not a curated record. NCBI's taxonomy places the organism in Eukaryota, Metazoa, Chordata, Actinopteri, Osteoglossiformes, Mormyridae.